Molecule: messenger RNA, 1299 nt
Organism: Vigna unguiculata (cowpea)
Lineage: Eukaryota; Viridiplantae; Streptophyta; Magnoliopsida; Fabales; Fabaceae
Molecular function (GO): nucleic acid binding; zinc ion binding
Source: RefSeq, a predicted model, not a curated record
AUGGCUGCUAACAAGAGGAGAAGGAGUGGUGGUGUUGAUGACAUUGCGGAGGCGAUUCACCGGAUGGUGGACGCGAUGCAGCCACCUGUAGCGGCACAGCCUAGGAUGGCGAUUGCACCAGUUAGGGUGCCAACUAUAGAGGAUUUCCUACACCACAAGCCAACAGAGUUCACUGGCAAGGCCUCCCCUGAUGAAGCGGAUGCAUGGCUCCGCAAGUGUGAGAAGAUUUUCAGGGUGAUGAACUGUGAGGAUGAGCAGAAGCUGCUCUUUGCUACCUAUCUGCUGAAUGAGGAUGCAGAGUAUUGGUGGACAGGUAUGCAACAGCAAAUGGAGACUAGGGAGGAGCUAGCGACAUGGGCGAACUUCAGGACUCGUUUCCUGGAGAAGUAUUUCCCCGAUACCGCUAGACAGGACCAGGAGGCAGAGUUCCUUGCACUGCAGCAAGGAGAUAUGUCGGUACAGGAGUAUGUCAACAGGUUCGAACAUCUGGCUAGAUACUCCUCCCAGAAUAUGACUGAGGAGUGGAGGUGCUUGAAGUUUAAGCGAGGACUCAAACAUGAAUUGAAGAAGGUAGUGACGCCUCUGAGAGAGAGGAGAUUUCCGGUCUUGGUGGAACAGGCCAAGAGCGCCGAACACUUAGAAAAGGGUCCUGGUCCUAUUGUGAGCCGACAUCAGAAGAAUGUCGCGGAGGCUAGGCAGAUGAAAAAGCCGUAUAGCCGGCCACAAACAUCUCAGGGUCCCUCUUGUUAUCAGUGUGGUGGACCCCAUCUGAAGAAGAACUGCCCUCAGUUGGCAAGCGGAGUAGGAGGGUCAGGCGACCGCCGCAAGUGUUUUAUAUGCGACAGACCUGGACACUUCGCCAACAAUUGUCUAGAGAAGAAAAGCCUUAGCACGAAGAAACCAGCCGCAUCGCCAACAGAGCGAGCGAGGGCAGCGGGCAGAGUCUUUGCCCUGACCACUACCGAGGCUACACAGUCGGGUAAUCUCAUCCUUGAACCUUGUGUGUUGUUUGGUAAUGUAGUACUUGUGUUGUUUGAUUCCGGGGCAACCCAUUCUUUUAUUUCUAAUGUGUGCGUGGGGAGAUUGGAUUUGGUGACACGCGAUUUGGGAUGUGAGUUGCUUGUUUCAACUCCCUCCUCAGGUCAAGUGGCUACCAGUUCAGUCUGCGUUGGGUGUUCUAUGGAAGUGGCAGGUCGCAGAUUCAAGGUGAACUUGGUGUGCUUGCCUUUGGAGGGACUGGACGUAAUCUUGGGGAUGCACUGGCUGUCUAACAAUCACGUCAUAAUUGAUUGUGGAUGA